AUGGACGAAGAGAUCGCCUCGCUGGAAGACGAGGCACGGCACCUGACGGGAAGGGUGGAGAAGCUGUGCGGAAGAGAGACAGCGGAGACAGCGUGCAGCUUGCAGCUUGCAGAACUCUUACGAUAG
Molecule: messenger RNA, 126 nt
Organism: Peronospora matthiolae
Lineage: Eukaryota; Oomycota; Peronosporomycetes; Peronosporales; Peronosporaceae
Source: the annotation of a GenBank genome assembly